Messenger RNA from Coprinopsis cinerea okayama7#130, 537 nucleotides. RefSeq lists its product as hypothetical. The transcript is spliced from 2 exons. The record is from RefSeq and is a predicted model, not a curated record. NCBI's taxonomy places the organism in Eukaryota, Fungi, Basidiomycota, Agaricomycetes, Agaricales, Psathyrellaceae. Bases 1 to 537 code for a protein of 178 amino acids.
AUGGACACGACUCAAAUCGAUAGAGAUAUUGACGCUCUCCUGUCCCUCCGAUCAAGGACAUCCAAGGCCAGGACUUCCAAGCUGAAAGGCCAAAAGGCUUCUGGAAGUCGUAGGACAUCACAAUCCUCAUCCUCGUCGCGUCAUUUGCCAGCAACUUCGAAAAAGACCAAGCCGAUCAUUGACGACACCAAAUUCACUGAGGUCUGCGAGGUUGACGAGGUUGAACGAGCUGGGGAUGAGACUCCGUGGAGUUGGCGUCACCUGCGACAGGCCCACCGAGACGGUAUCAACGAGGCGAUUCGCGCAAGCAAGACGGCGGUACAAUUGGAAUUUACGUUUAAAGCAUUCAUGAGCGGCGUUCGAGACAGCCUUGCCGAUAUGUAUCCAGAUGGAGGUUUCAAAGAGGUGCUCGGCGAGAGAGAAGACGAGGUCCUCAAGGGCCUUGAAGACUGUCGGAAACACCUGGAAGUUAUCCGUGUUCAGCUCGAACUUGCGAUUAGGUGGGGAAGAUUGAUCAAGCCUUUGGGUAACGCUUAG